AUGGCUUCGAAGUUUCUGAAGAUCUCUAUAUCGUUUGAAAAUGGCGGAAAACAGUCAACAGUUAUUCAUCGGUUUUUUCACAGAACGCCUCUUCGUAUCUUCCGCACACAGAAGCUGUACAGCUCCAAAUACAAAACCAAUGCUGAAUAUUCUCAGGAUUAUCCCCAUAUAUUCGUCACAUAUUCCUUAUUGUUUCCUCCGAAGUCGAUACUGUCAUGGAGAUUAAGGCAGAAAUGCUCCCCGUUUCCGAUAAUAAGUAGCGGAGAGAAGCCUUCGCGUAUUUUGAUUGUGUGUGAUUCCACGAAAGAUCGGAGUAUUCAUGAGUUUAGUAAGACGAUUCGUCAAAUCCGGAUGUGCGGCGGCAUCUUACAUCCGGGAGAUACAAUUAGGGUUUUUGGGGUGCUUCAUAAAGUCUUGCAUCCCAUGGGUUAUGUUAUGGGAGUGGCUCCUGCGAAUUUCCUUGGAACAACACAUGCCCGUGCAGUGGAAGAAGAAGUUUCGAAAAAGGUCGAUAUGUAUGUGGGCAUGCUCCAGUAUAGUGCUGAACAAUGUGAAGGAGAUAGGGUUGACAUUGAGGUUAAGAUCACUGCUGGAACUCCACUAAGGAAGGCUAUCAUAAAUGAAGUAGCUACUUCUAAUGCAGCUUGGGUUAUAUUUGAUAGGCCUCUAAGAAAGGAAUUGAGGUACUAUCUGAAAUACAUUCCUUGCAAGGCCGCCCUUGUGCUUGAUAACUUUUCGCUGCAAAUUCUGGAAAAUGAGUAUUCCAAUAAGGAAACUGAGCAUUUUGACAGUAAGCAGUUUUACUCGCUUUCCAAGCCUGUCCCACUACCACCAGUUAGUGAUAAUGAGAAUGAGCAGCCAGUCAAUACUAUGAACGGUCAUAGAUCUCCAGAAAGUUCCGAUAUGGCUAGUAUCUGGCCGUUGUCAUUCACAUCAGAUUCCAAGGAAGAAAGCAUUGUCUCCCAAAGUGAGACUCAACCAAGUCCCAAGAAAGAGGACUCAGGUAAUACUAGACAGAUUAUGGAAUAUUAUGCCCCAAUAAUCUCAAAUCAAAAAAGAAGGCCUAGCCGAAAUAGAUACUCUGAUGUACCUGUGCUCUGCGUUACUUGUGGAUUAAAUACGGAGUUGGACUCAAUGAGAUAUAGUUAUCCUGAGAUUCAGCUCGCAACCAACAAUUUUUCACCUGAUAAUUUACUAGGCGAAGGUGGAUAUGGUCUUGUAUAUAAAGGUGAGCUUAAGGAUGGGCAGCAUAUUGCUGCAAAGGUUCGAAAGGAAUCAAGUACACAAGGGUUUUCAGAAUUUCACUCUGAAAUAUUUGUCCUCAACUUUGCACGCCACAAGAACAUUGUGAUGCUUCUUGGUUUUUGUUGCAAGGAAAACCUUAAUAUCCUAGUCUAUGAGUACAUCUGCAACAAAUCACUGGAAUGGCAUUUAUUUGGUAAUACGAACAAAGUUCUUGAAUGGCACCAACGACAUGCUAUUGCCAUUGGAACUGCCAAAGGGUUGCGCUUUUUACAUGAAGAGUGUCGGGGAAGCCCUAUAGUUCAUCGGGACAUGAGACCAAGCAAUAUACUGCUGACAUGUGACUUUGUUCCUAUGCUGGGAGACUUUGGCCUCGCAAGGUGGAAGACUGAUGAGGGUGAAAUACAAACAAGAAUUCUAGGCACUCUUGGAUAUCUUGCACCAGAGUACGCAGAGAACGGUAUUGUCUCAGUACGAACAGAUGUUUAUUCGUACGGUGUUGUUCUGAUCCAACUGAUCUCUGGACGCAAGGCAGUGGAUUCCAAGAAAGAAGACCAGCAACCAUCACUUAGACAAUGGGCAUUACCUCUGAUUGAGAGACUUGCAUUACACGAGCUCAUUGAUCCUCGUCUCGGUGAAACAUACAGCACAUACGAGCUGUACAGCAUGGCUAAAACAGCAUAUUUAUGCCUCCAAACUGAACCUGAGAAAAGACCAUCAAUGGCAGAUGUGCUGCACCUUCUUGAGGGGGAAAUUGAUCAUUUUAGCCACCUCACAGAGCAGUUUAUACCACAUUAUAGUACGUGAGGAGAUGGAAUCAUGUCGGCUAGGGUGACUGCGGCUGAUGCAUACCAUUUCGUAUAUUGAACGCAGGCUGCUGGUUACCCCCUUUUGUAAGCUUGGCUUUGUCUGCUCUAUAUGUGGACGUUACUCAAAUGUUGCAAUUUUUGUUUUUCAGAUUAAAUUAGCUAAACAAAUUUAGUUUCUUGUUUA
Salvia hispanica is the source of this 2235-nucleotide messenger RNA. RefSeq names its product putative serine/threonine-protein kinase PBL23. Gene Ontology annotation, molecular function: ATP binding; protein kinase activity. Lineage: Eukaryota; Viridiplantae; Streptophyta; Magnoliopsida; Lamiales; Lamiaceae. The record is from RefSeq and is a predicted model, not a curated record. Gene Ontology annotation, biological process: protein phosphorylation.